Exophiala viscosa is the source of this 1852-nucleotide messenger RNA. RefSeq names its product putative D-aminoacylase. The record is from RefSeq and is a predicted model, not a curated record. The coding region runs from base 239 to 1453 and encodes 404 amino acids. Lineage: Eukaryota; Fungi; Ascomycota; Eurotiomycetes; Chaetothyriales; Herpotrichiellaceae. The transcript has 3 exons.
AAUCUCCGUGGGGAACUUUAAGGGGAGAUCUAGACACUUCGGCACACUGGGCUAAGUAGCCCGAGUUGACAGGGUUCCGCCGCCUCUUAGCUACAUCAAGACCACAGGGUCCACGUCAACUCGGCUUCUUUGGUCUGUUCUUCUCUAUCACGAUAUUCAUUGCCAAAAAUCCAGCCAUAGCGGACACUUCUUACGGAGUUCGUAUUUUCAAUGGUGUGAGAGCCGAAAUUCACCAACAAUGAAUCCUGUAGAACUCUUCCUAGAGAAGGCCACCGCUCCUGGGCCAGAACGGCAACUUCCAGGCGCUGUCCUAUUGGCCGCAAAUAAAGAUGGAAUCAUAUACUCAAAGUGCUUUGGGACACACUCUGUUGACCCAACAUCACCAAAGGCCAGCAAGCCUCUCUCGAUCGACACACCCAUGUGGAUUGCAUCAUGCAACAAAGUCAUGACGGCCGUCGCGGCCCUACAGUGUGUUGAAAAGGGUCUUCUACAUCUCGAUGAGGACAUAUCCUCUGUUUUGCCUGAAUGGAAGGAUCCACAAGUUAUCGUAGGCUUCGAUGAAGCCACGGGAGAACCGAAGCUUCGAAAGGCUGAAGGCCGAAUCACUUUGAGAAUGCUCCUGACACAUCAGAGUGGUCUGGGAUACCAGUUCUUGAACCCGGAGAUAGACAAAUACGUCGCGUACCAUAAACCCCAGUCUGCUCAUAUUCGUCACAAAUAUUUGUGGCCACUCGUCUUUGAGCCCAGCACUUCCUGGACCUACGGCGUGGGCGUGGACUGGGCAGGCCAGAUGAUUGAGCGUGUAAAUGGUGGUCAAAGCCUCGAUGCGUACAUGCAGGAAUAUAUCUGCAAGCCUCUCGGCAUGUCUUCUACUACCUUCCGACCCAGCGAGAUCCCCGGAUUCAGCGCCCGCUGUGCCGAUAUGACUAAUCGUAGUGCUGAUGGGACACUGUCGACUACCUCGGUGGAAGCUCUUCGAGGGCCUGUUGGAGACGACGAAGGCGGUGGUGGCUUGUAUUCAAGUCCUGCAGACUACAUCAAAUUCCUGACAGCCUUACUGAAGAAUGACGGUACACUUGUUAACCCGGCCAGCAUGGACCUGUUGUUCACACCGUGUCUAACGGAGGCUGGAGCCAAGGCACUUCAACAUAUCAUGUCCAGCCGGUUUGCUGGAGAUGCUGAGCCCGACGCGACUUUGACUGGUGGAGUAAUUGCUCCGACGGAGGUGGACUACGCUCUAGGUGGUCUGGUCACUACCGCUGAUGUGCCAGGAGGGCGCAAAGCAGGCAGCAUGUCCUGGGGUGGCUUGCCGAAUUUGAGUUGGGUUGUGGACCCAAAGUCCGACAUAGCAUUGCUCUAUUCGAGUCAACUACUGCCGACAGGUGAUGUAACAACUAGGACGUUGUUCAAGGGGUUCGAGGCCAUGAUGUAUACAUCCAAGUCCCAAACGUAGGUUAUCCAGGCACUGAUGACAGUUGGAUUUCGUAAUCCUCUGUCUGCGGAGAACCAGAACGUAUGACGUUAUCAAGCUCUACCUCUUUCGAUUACCUGGCCUUCUAUGUGGUUCAAGAUGACAACUGUAGCAUUGGUAAUGUUUUAGACGGCAAACGGGGCAGCCUCUUUGUAUGCUCGACGCUCCAUACGAAGUCCUUACUCACACCUGCUACGAAUGAUCCUGACGCACAUGCCCACCACGGGUCUUACCCGCUGAAAGAAAAAUAUUGCAAUCACGAACAACCACACCCACAGACAUGCCUUGGGAACGAGAUGGCCUUGGAUGCCGACCACGGCACGACUUUGCUGCCACUACGGAACAGUUAGAGACACUCCAGAUGAGGAACGGCAAGAAUCC